This is a messenger RNA of Prunus dulcis (almond), 775 nucleotides long. RefSeq lists its product as uncharacterized. The record is from RefSeq and is a predicted model, not a curated record. The transcript is spliced from 2 exons. Lineage: Eukaryota; Viridiplantae; Streptophyta; Magnoliopsida; Rosales; Rosaceae. The coding region runs from base 128 to 583 and encodes 151 amino acids.
AGUUGGUUAUGCUGUUUACAACCACCAUAUUUUGCUCUCGUUGAGAUCCAUCUCAGGAUAUGAAGUCAUUGCAUUCCAUGUUAGAACUGAGAAAUGGUGUCAUGUGGAAGUAGAUACAUCUAGUGACAUGGCAUGUUCACAUUUUCCUUUCCGAGGGAGGGCGGUGGUUUUGGGCAAUCGGAUGUAUGCUUCAUCCAAGGCAUUCGCGGUGGUUCUUGAAUUUUUCUUCGAUUGUGAAGCUUAUUCUUUAACUCCAAAGUUGGUGUUUCCGAGGUUGAAAAGAAUGCACCUUGCAAACAUGGAUAUUGGUGUUCAGACAGAGUAUUUGGUUCAUUUGGGUGGCUGGGAUUUUUGUCUUGUCCAGAGUGCCUACGACUACAAGAGGAUUGAUCGUCAGCCUUUGUGGAUCACCACGUUCCGAAUCAUUGUUGGAAGCGGAGGAAGUAGCAACAUCGAGAUCUUGCAUUCAACUCUUCGUGAUGUGUACAUCCAUAAUGCUUGGCGUUUUCUGGUUGAUUUGAGCUUCACGCCAGAUUGCAAGAAUAGUGAACGCGAAAGAGAAGAAGAAGAAACAAGGUGCUAGGGAAAGGACACAAAGGGACUCAAAGGGAAAGUGUGGGGGAACACUUCUUCCUCCCAGAAAAAAAUCAUAUGAACCCACAGAUUCUCAGUUCAAUGCGGUUCAGUUGUGUAUUUAUGUGUUUCCAAUUGUGAGAGUUUUCUUUUUGAGCUAUGAAUAUUGUGACUUAGUAUUGCUUUCCAGUAAUUUCUUAUU